Molecule: messenger RNA, 1459 nt
Organism: Anopheles maculipalpis
Lineage: Eukaryota; Metazoa; Arthropoda; Insecta; Diptera; Culicidae
Product: facilitated trehalose transporter Tret1-like
Exons: 3
Coding region: 38-1459 (473 amino acids)
Biological process (GO): transmembrane transport; carbohydrate transport
Cellular component (GO): membrane
Molecular function (GO): sugar transmembrane transporter activity
Source: RefSeq, a predicted model, not a curated record
UGGGAAGACAUCAAUCACUCAUCUGCCCGUUAUCGCCAUGUGGAUCAAUGGUAUUGCAUUUUUGCGCAAGAAAUGCCAGUAUUUGGCGGCUAUUUUGGCGAACUUGUCCGUCAUCUGUACUGGGUGUGCGAUGGGCUGGACGUCUCCGGUUGAAUCAAAGCUUAGCCAUCCGAGACUUUCGCCACUAUCUACAGUGCCGACCGAUGCAGAAUUCUCAUGGAUAGGUUCGAUACUUGCGUUGGGCUCGUUGGCUGGACCUCCACUAGCAGGCUACAUCGCACAUCGUUUCGGACGAAAAUUGGCCCUGCUUGCGAGUGGUGUACAGUUUGCGGUAGCUUUCGUCCUCUUCGUAACAGCCCACACCGUAGCCCAGAUUCUGGUCGGCCGAUUUCUACAGGGAUGUGGAAUCGGAUUUUCACUAGCCAUCACCCCACUGUACGUGUGUGAAAUUGCAACAGCCCAGCGACGUGGUGCGCUCGGUUCACUACUCCAAGUUUCGAUGACUCUUGGCAUGCUGCUGGUGUACAGCAUCGGUCCGUACGUUAGCUAUGCCGCGAUGCAGUACAUUCUGCUCAUUAUUCCAGUGCUGUUCUGUGCCGCCUUCUGCCAAAUGCCAGAAACACCACACUACUACGUUGCCCAUGGCCGCUACGCGGACGCAUCUCGUUCACUGGAGUACUUACGCGGUGAAUCGAUCGAAGAGCUGCAGGAUGAGUUCGGUUCGAUACAGCGCUCGGUGGAGGAUUCGAUCCGCAACCGGGGCACGCUCGGCGAGCUGUUCCGUGAUCAUGCCAACCGGCGUGCACUGUUCAUUUGCACCGGCAUCAUCGUACUGCAGCAACUGUCCGGCAUUAAUCCGGUGCAGUUUUUUACGCAAACCAUCUUCGAAAAGACGGGAUCGUCGGUCAAACCCGAGCUGGCGAGCAUUAUCAUCGGCGGUGUGCAGGUGGUAGCGAGCAUGAUAACGGUCCUAACCUUGGACAAGCUUGGACGCCGCCCGUACCUGCUAAUCUCGUCCGGUGGCAUGUGUUGUGCGCUGGUAGCCCUCGGCACCUACUUCUAUCUGGAGACGCAGCGCGUGUCUAGCGGCUUCUCGCUUGACCGGCUCGCCUUUCUGCCCGUCCUGUCGCUCGUCGUGUUUACGGCAUCGUUCUGUCUCGGAUUCGGUCCGAUCGCGUGGCUGCUGAUAGGUGAAAUGUUUGCGCCAAAUAUCAAGUCAUUCGCAUCGUCGAUCGUUUCCAGCACCUGCUGGGGUGUGGCCUUUUUCGUGCUGUUUUACUUCAGCUCGCUGGAUGCGGCCAUUGGCACCCACUGGCUGUUCUGGACGUUUGCCAUCUGUACUGCCGGUGCGUUUCUGUUUACCUACCUGUUUGUGAUCGAGACGAAGGGCAUGUCGCUGCCGGAGAUACAGGCACAGCUCAACGAAACCGCCCCGGUAAUAAUAAACGAUAAGCCCUAG